AUGGAACCAGCACUGCUCCUUAAUGUUUCCAUACUCAUUACAAUAGUAAUCAUCAUCAUACCAAUACUACUCCCAUUACUAUCGAAAAAAUUCCAAAACACCCCAACCAUCAUCACACACACUGUUAAAACCGCCUUCCUAGCCAGCCUCGUACCAAUAACGCUAUUCACACAAUCAGGCAUAGAAAGCAUCACCUCACACUGAGAAUGAAAAUUCAUCAUAAACUUUAAAAUCCCACUUAGUCUAAAAAUAGACCAGUACUCCAUAAUAUUCUUCCCCAUUGCCCUAUUCGUAACAUGAUCUAUCCUUCAAUUCGCAACAUGAUAUAUAGCUUCAGAGCCAUACAUCACCAAAUUCUUCUCCUACCUCCUAAUAUUCCUAAUCGCUAUACUAACUCUAACCAUCGCCAACAACAUAUUCCUACUAUUCAUCGGCUGAGAAGGAGUAGGCAUUAUAUCUUUCCUGUUAAUCGGCUGAUGACAUGGCCGAGCAGAAGCCAACACAGCUGCACUCCAAGCUGUCCUCUACAAUCGAGUCGGCGAUAUUGGCCUAAUCCUAAGCAUAGCAUGACUUGCCUCUUCCAUAAACACCUGAGAAAUUCAACAAACCUUCUCUGCCACCCAAACCCCAACACUCCCCCUACUCGGCCUCAUCCUAGCAGCUACAGGAAAAUCGGCCCAAUUCGGCCUCCACCCAUGACUACCAGCUGCCAUAGAAGGCCCCACACCAGUCUCCGCCCUACUCCACUCCAGCACAAUAGUAGUAGCCGGCAUCUUCCUUCUAAUCCGUACACACCCCUUACUUACUAACAAUCAAACAGCCCUCUCCCUAUGCCUCUCCCUAGGGGCCCUAUCCACACUAUUCGCCGCAACAUGUGCCCUCACACAAAACGAUAUUAAAAAAAUCAUUGGCUUCUCCACCUCAAGUCAACUAGGACUAAUAAUAGUUACUAUUGGGCUAAACCUCCCCCAACUAGCCUUCCUCCACAUUUCAACCCACGCUUUUUUCAAAGCCAUACUAUUCCUCUGCUCGGGGUCAAUUAUCCACAGCCUUAACGGGGAACAAGAAAUUCGAAAAAUGGGGGGGCUAAAGAAAAUCCUCCCAACAACUACCUCAUGGUUAACCAUUGGGAAACUAGCCCUAAUAGGGACUUCAUUUCUAGCAGGGUUUUACUCAAAAGACCUCUUCAUGGAAAACCUAAACACCUCCUACCUAAAUACCUGGGCACUACUCUUAACAUUUUUGGCCACAACAUUCACUGCAACUUACAGCUUACGCAUAGCCCUGUUAGUCCAAACAGGACACACCGGCAUAACCACAAUCCUCCCAAUAAAUGAAAACACCCCAGCAAUCACUAACCCAAUCACCCGCCUUGCUUUAGGCAGCAUUGUAGCCGGACUACUCAUCACAUCCUACAUUACCCCCACAAAAACACCCCCAAUAACCAUACCCACACUCACAAAAACUGCAGCCAUCACCAUUACAAUCUUAGGUAUUAUCCUGGCCCUAGAACUCAUAAACACAACACACACCUUAACCCCACCAAAACAAAACAUUUACCUAAACUUCUCAUCCAUAUUAGGAUAUUUCAACCCCUUAAUACAUCGCCUCAGCUCCACAAAACUACUAAACAACGGCCAAAAAAUCGCCUCACACCUGAUCGACCUAUCUUGAUAUAAAAAAAUCGGCCCAGAAGGACUUGCCGAUCUCCAACUCAUAGCAACGAAAACCUCAACUACCUUCCACACUGGAUUAAUCAAAACCUACUUAGGAACUUUCGCCCUCUCCAUUCUCAUCAUCAUCCUAUCGACAUAA
Molecule: messenger RNA, 1815 nt
Organism: Balearica regulorum gibbericeps (East African grey crowned-crane)
Lineage: Eukaryota; Metazoa; Chordata; Aves; Gruiformes; Gruidae
Source: the annotation of a RefSeq genome assembly